This is a messenger RNA of Musa acuminata AAA Group (dessert banana), 1948 nucleotides long. RefSeq names its product ultraviolet-B receptor UVR8. The coding region runs from base 380 to 1729 and encodes 449 amino acids. The transcript has 12 exons. Lineage: Eukaryota; Viridiplantae; Streptophyta; Magnoliopsida; Zingiberales; Musaceae. The record is from RefSeq and is a predicted model, not a curated record.
GGUGUGGGGAUGCCGAUCGGGCGGCGAGAGAAGAGAAGGGGGAAGAGGAAAAGGACAAGACCUUGUGGAGGAGAGAGACCGUGGGCAAGAUGAAAGAGCGGGGCGUUGCGCUUGUGGUCGGCAGCGAGUCGCCCGUCCUCUCACACCAUUAAAUGCUGGGGUGUGCAGCCAACCGAUCUCCAUCGAGGAGUGUUGCCACUCCGCCGAUGGCAGCAGCGGCGGUGCCAUAAAGAUCACGCGGAAGGGAACAAGAAAAAAAGCCGGAGCUUUAGUUGUUUUUUGUUGUUGCCGUGACUUCGUGCUUUCUUGAGAUAUAUUCUGGUCUCUUUUUUCACACAUUUCAUCGAACUUUUGGUUGGCGACGGUGGGAGAGAAAGGGAUGGAAGGCAGCGCGAUGUCGAUGGAAGAGGAAGGGAGCGGGGGAGAGGUCGCCGCGCCAGCUCGCGAGGUCCUCCUCAUCUCCGCCGGCGCGAGCCACUCCGUCGCUCUUCUCUCUGGUAAUGCUAUGUGUUCCUGGGGAAGGGGUGAAGAUGGACAGCUGGGCCAUGGAGAUGCUGAAGACCGACUUUUUCCAACGAUACUGAGUGCGUUGGACAGCCAAGGCAUAGUGUCUGUCACUUGUGGAGCUGAUCAUACAACAGCAUAUUCUCAAUCAGAUGAUCAAGUUUAUAGUUGGGGAUGGGGUGACUUUGGAAGGUUGGGCCAUGGAAACUCUAGUGAUGUAUUCAGUCCGCAGCCAAUUAAGGCACUGCAAGGCUUGAAGAUUAAACAAAUUGCUUGUGGGGAUAGCCACUGUUUGGCUGUGACUAUGGACGGAGAAGUACAAAGUUGGGGUCGGAACCAAAACGGACAACUUGGUCUUGGCACAACAGAGGACUCUCUUAUACCACAAAAGAUUCAAGCAUUUCAGGGUAUAUGUGUCAAAAUGAUUGCUGCGGGUGCUGAACAUACCGCUGCAGUUACAGAAGAUGGUGAUAUCUAUGGUUGGGGUUGGGGUCGUUAUGGAAAUUUGGGUUUGGGUGACCGUAAUGAUCGCUUGAUUCCAGAAAAGGUUGCUUCUAUCAAGGGAGAAAAGAUGGUCCUCGUUGCAUGUGGAUGGCGUCAUACUAUUACUGUCUCAUCCUCUGGGAAUUUGUACACAUAUGGUUGGAGCAAAUAUGGUCAAUUAGGACAUGGAGACUUUGAGGAUCACCUCAGUCCGCAUUGGUUGGAAGCCCUAAAAGAUAGUUGCAUAUCUCAGAUUUCAGGUGGCUGGAGACAUACUAUGGCACUCACAUCUGAUGGAAGACUAUAUGGUUGGGGGUGGAACAAGUUUGGUCAAGUUGGUAUUGGCGAUAAUGAUGAUCACUGUUCUCCAGUACAAGUUAAUUUUCCGGAGGAACAGAAGGUGAAGCAAAUUUCCUGUGGAUGGAGACACACCCUUGCUCUUACAGAAAGAGGAAAUGUUUUCUCUUGGGGCAGGGGCACAAGCGGACAGCUUGGCCAUGGUGAUAUCGUUGACCGGAAUAUUCCCAAGAUGAUAGAGGUGAUAAGCAAGGAUGGAUUAGGCUGCAAGCAGAUAGAAUCCUCUAAAUUUUUACCUUCAUCAGGCAAAAUCUGGGUUUCACCAUCAGAAAGAUACGCCAUUGUUCCCGAUGAGAAUAUUGCAAAGCAUUCGACAAACCCAAUUAAGGGCAAUGGAAGUGAUGCAAACGUACCAGAGAAUGAUGUCAAGAGGAUGCGAGUGUAGCUCUUCACUGUGCCCCAUUGUGCUGAAUAUUAUGCAGAUGUAAAGCACCCUACCUUAUUUUCCUUUCCUUGAAUUCUAGGCGAUCUUAAUUACAAUAAGAUCUUACUAUAUGUCCAUACUUAUCUGUAAAAUCUAGAUCUCUAAUUGCCCUUGUGGCAGUAGCACUCGUUAUGUUCUUGAGAUAAGUCAGAUGAACAGAUCGUGUUUGACCUUUGCUAA